AUGGUGACGAUGAACGAAGAAGCUAUGGAAAAUCCAAUCACAUGCAGCAGUUGUGAGGAAAAGCAGCUUAGAGCUGAAAAUGCUCGACUGAAGAAGAAACUGGCUCGAGUGUGUGCCUUAGAUGCUAUGAAGGAACUAAUCAAGUUGGCAGAACCAGAUUCCAUUCUCUGGAUCAAGAGUCCAGACAACGAGAAAGAAGUGUUUAAUCACGACGAGUAUGAACGGAGGCGUUCUUCUUUUAACUCUCCGAAACCAAAUGGUUUUGUAACUGAAGCUACAAGAGAGACUGUGCUGUUAUGCACCAACACUGCUGCACUGAUUGAAACAUUUCUUGAUGCGGAUCGAUGGGCGGAGAUGUUUCCGUCUAUGAUUGUUGGAGCUGAAACAUUGGAUGUAUUAUCUAAUGGAAUUGAUGGAACCAGAAAUGGAUCUAUGCAACUGAUGCAUGCUGAGAUUCAAUUGCCUACUCCUUUGGUGCCGGUUCGAGAAUACAAAUUCAUCAGGUUUUGCAAGCAGCAUGCUGAUGGUAAAUGGGCUGUCGUUGAUUUUUCGUUCGACUUUGGUCGUAAUUGUCCCAAUGGAGACCCUAACAUGAGCUGUAAGAAGCUUCCCUCUGGCUGUAUUUUGCAGGACAUGCCCAAUGGUUUUUGCAAGAUAACUUGGGUGGAUCAUUCUCAAUAUGAUGAGAGUCCUGUCCACCAAAUCUAUCGUCCAUUGGUUAACUCCGGCAUGGCAUUUGGUGCUCAUAGAUGGGUUGCAACUCUCAAGAGGCACUGUGAAUCCCAUGCCAUCCUCAUGUCUGCCGUACCGUCUCAAGACCCUGAAGUCAUAUGCCCAUCUGGCAAGAGAACCAUGUCAAAGCUUGCGCAGCAUAUGUCCGAUUACUUCUGGUCUGGAAUUUGUCCUUCGUCGGCUUCCCAAUGGGACAUCCUUCCCAUUAAUAACUUGCGCAAUGGCGACAUAAGAUUCAUGUCCCGUUUAAUUCAGGAUGCCUCUGGCGAAAAUCGUAGCAUUGUGCUAAGUGCUUCAACUUCUGUUUGGAUGCCGGUGUCGCGGAAAAUGGUGUUUGAUUUCCUCUGUGAUGCACAAAUGAGAGGUGAAUGGGAUGUUUUGUCCAAUGGUGAGCAUGAGAUGGUCCACAUUGCUAAAGGAGAAGAAAUUGGAAAUUCAAUUUCUAUCCUUGCUAAUUCGGGCAACAUGCUAUAUCUACAAGAUUCAUGGACCGAUAGUUUUGGCUCGAUGAUCGUGUAUUCUCCGAUCAGCAUGCAAUCCUUGAGCAUGCUUUUGAAUGGUGGAGAUCCUUCAUCUGUUCCUCUUUUUCCUUCUGGCUUUUCAAUUCUUCCGGAUGGCCAUUCAAGUAACAACACCAUCAUCGAAACUUCAAGUGACGGUAGUGGCAGCGACAACGACGACAACAACAACAACAACGGAUGCUUGCUCACAUUUGGAUUACAAUUACAAAUUUUACUGGAUAGCCAGCCAACAAGUAAGUUCGCAUAUGAAUCAGUUGAAAGCAUUAAUGAACUCAUCUCAUGCACCAUUAAGAAGGUCAAAGAGGCUCUUGGAGUUGAAUGA
Molecule: messenger RNA, 1575 nt
Organism: Trifolium pratense (red clover)
Lineage: Eukaryota; Viridiplantae; Streptophyta; Magnoliopsida; Fabales; Fabaceae
Product: homeobox-leucine zipper protein HDG1-like
Exons: 6
Coding region: 1-1575 (524 amino acids)
Molecular function (GO): lipid binding
Source: RefSeq, a predicted model, not a curated record